This is a messenger RNA of Miscanthus lutarioriparius, 561 nucleotides long. The record is from the annotation of a GenBank genome assembly. NCBI's taxonomy places the organism in Eukaryota, Viridiplantae, Streptophyta, Magnoliopsida, Poales, Poaceae.
AUGGCAACUGAAACUACCGAAGGAGUUGAAGCGGCACAGAUGUGGGUAAUGACCGUUAUAUCUGUAGUUCUUGGUCGAGCAUUCCACUAUGUUGAUGGCAUCAUCCCAUUCGGCUUUGGUGGUACUGAUUUUCCAGUUGAUGACAUUGCUGCGGCAUGUCUGUUGGUUUAUUAUGGGGUUACUACAUUACUUGAUGCAGCCUCAGGUGAUGAUGAAAAGAUCAAUGAGGAGCAAGAGGAGGCCGAGUUAGCAGUAUCGAAAUUUUCUGGAAAUGGUUUGGGUGUCAUGUCUGCUGCUGGUAUUAUCACUAGCACAUUCGUAUUGGUUUUUGUCGCUGAAUGGGGUGAUAAAUCAUUUUUCUCCACAAUUGCACUUGCGGCAGCUUCAUCCCCUCUGGGUGUCAUUGCAGGAUCACUUGCUGGUCAUGCCAUUGCAACAUUGAUUGCAGUUCUUGGUGGCUCUUUGCUGGGAACAUUCCUGUCUGAAAAGAUUGUAGCAUACAUUGGAGGGAGCCUGUUCUUGGCCUUUGCUGCGAUUACCAUAGUUGAGAUAGUGACUUGA